UGGCCUCUCUCUCUCAGUCUCAGUGGAAACACUCUAAAACCCCAAACCAAAAUGAUAAAAAAACUAAGCUUUAAACCCUAACCUCGUCAAUACCUCAUCCAUUUCAUAAACAACAACAAAAAAAAAAAAAAAAAUGGCAUCAGUGCAGCAAGGUCGGAUUUUGAAGCUGAUUUCAGAGUCCCAAACGGAGGCACUUUGGCUGAAACUACGCCGUUUUAGUUCUAGCUCUCUAGAAGAUGAAGCAGCUAUCAGAGGACAACAACGACGACGACGACGACCCUUGAGAUCGGAGGAGGAAGAUGAUGACUAUUCUAGCCGCCAACAACAAGAGCGUCCUCCAGAGCCCAUUCCAAACAGGCCUUUGAGACCCCAACGCAACCCCAAAUUCCAAUCCCAAUCCCCAUUUCAAAACAACAAAACAAGAACAUGGGGUAAUGAUGUUAAUCCAAAUCCAUCUGAAAACAACAGCAACUUCGAUUUUCUCGAAAAAUUCAAACUUGGUCCUGAAACCCCUUCGUCUUCUUCUCCCAAACCCCAACAACAACAUGACCAAGUAGGAGAAGCGAACAACGCGGAAACGCCUCCUCCACAAGACGCUGAGGAGAUCUUCAAGAAGCUAAAAGAAACGGGUCUGAUCCCAAAUGCUGUGGCUAUGCUCGAUGGUCUUUGCAAAGACGGCCUUGUUCAAGACGCCAUGAAGCUCUUUGGUUUGAUGCGCGAAAAGGGUACUAUUCCUGAAGUCGUUAUAUACACUGCUGUUGUUGAUGGCUUCUGUAAGGCACACAAAUUCGAUGAUGCCCAAAGAGUUUUCAGGAAAAUGCAAAACAAUGGUAUUUCUCCCAAUGCCUUCUCUUACUCUGUCUUGAUUCAAGGUCUUUAUCAGUGUGACCAGUUGGACAUUGCUAUUGACUUUUGUGUUGAAAUGUUGGAAGCUGGCCAUUCACCAAAUGUGCAAACUUUUGUUGGGUUGGUAACUAGAUUGUGUUUGAAAAUGGGAGUUGAAGAAGCCAGGAAAGCCAUUACAACUUUAACGAACAAGGGUUUUUUUGUUAAUAAGAAAGCUAUUAAGGAGUAUAUGGACAAAAAAUCUGCACAUCCUCUUGUUUGGGAAGCAAUCUUCGGCAACCAAACUCCUGAGAUACCAUUUCAGCAUUGACUUUUGUUGUUCAUCUUGUAAGUUUUUCUUUUUAAUAUAUGCUUCCUUGGCUUUGUUUUAGACAACCCAAAUGUGAGAGACUACUUGUGAAGAACAUUCAGUGUCAUCAAUGCAAGUUCUCUGUGUUACUUGUGGCUUA
Messenger RNA from Quercus lobata, 1295 nucleotides. RefSeq names its product Pentatricopeptide repeat (PPR) superfamily protein. The transcript has a single exon. Gene Ontology annotation, molecular function: protein binding. The record is from RefSeq and is a predicted model, not a curated record. Bases 134 to 1156 code for a protein of 340 amino acids. Lineage: Eukaryota; Viridiplantae; Streptophyta; Magnoliopsida; Fagales; Fagaceae.